UUAAUUCCCUCCAAGUCCCUAUUCCCCUCUUAUUCUUAUCCCUACCCCCUUUCUCCCCUUUCGAUCCCCACAUUUUCCUAUUCCCAUUCUGCCCCUCAAAACCCUAACCCUAAUCUUUGAAGACGAUGAAGGGAAGAAAGCCGAAGGCUAGCUCGUCGAAGGCCAGCGAGAGCAAGUUGGCGGUUAAAAAAACGGAGAAGAAAGUGAAGAAGGGAAAAGAUCCGAACAAGCCAAAGAGAGCACCAAGCGCUUUCUUCGUUUUCAUGGAGGGUUUUAGAAAGGAGUUCAAGGAGAAGAACCCUAGGAACAAGAGCGUUGCCGCUGUCGGCAAAGCUGGCGGUGAGAGGUGGAAAUCGAUGUCUGAUUCUGAUAAAGCCCCAUUUGUGUCGAAGGCAGAGAAGUUGAAAGCUGAGUACGAGAAGAAAAUAGCUGCCUAUAACAGGGGCGAAAAGGUUGAUGAUAAUGUCGUGGAGGAAGAAGAGUCUGACAAGUCCAAGUCUGAGGUUGAGCAGGAAGAAGGAAGUGGUAGUGAGGAGGAAGGCGAUGAGGAUGAUGACUAGAAAGAAUGGCCUAACAAAACUCCCCUUAUCUUUUUCUUUCUUUUUUAGUAUGGUUCACUUUUGUCAUCUUAGGAAAUAGGGGAGUGAACUUUACGUGAAGGAAUCUUGCGGAUCCAAAAUCUUUGGGUUUGCAGAUAUUUUGGUGGGAUGGACUAAUUACAUUCCUUGUACUUAUAAGCACCACAUCCUUGGUUAAAAAUAGUAUAAGCUUGUUUAAUGCUUCUUAAUUCUUCUCUUGUGUCGUUAA
Molecule: messenger RNA, 807 nt
Organism: Asparagus officinalis (garden asparagus)
Lineage: Eukaryota; Viridiplantae; Streptophyta; Magnoliopsida; Asparagales; Asparagaceae
Product: DNA-binding protein MNB1B-like
Exons: 8
Coding region: 126-560 (144 amino acids)
Source: RefSeq, a predicted model, not a curated record